AUGCACUCAACUGAACUAUUUAUACCACCAAAGGCUCCCACUGCUGUAUCACCAGAAAAAAAAUACACAAUGAACCUUUUCUAUUUCCUUCUUUUCUUCGCCACAUUUGUGUUAGCUCAAGAUACUUCAGAUGCACCUUCGGAUCAACCAGAUGCUUCGGACGAUGGAUCUGCUGGAGUCAAGACGACGACCUCAAAGUCAUCUCUUCUCCAGCCUGAGCUCUUUGUUCUCGCUGUGGCAACUUACUUCGCCAAACUUUUCCAACUUUAUUGA
This is a messenger RNA of Rodentolepis nana, 273 nucleotides long. The record is from the annotation of a GenBank genome assembly. Lineage: Eukaryota; Metazoa; Platyhelminthes; Cestoda; Cyclophyllidea; Hymenolepididae.